UGAGGCAGGUGAAGGCUCCACACAAACAGCCACAGACACAAAGCAAAAACACAUUUCCUCAUCCUAUCUAUGCGGCACGUCCUUUAAAAAAUUCAGCUCCCCUCAAGACGUCCGGGCCUGUACUCAACAACCUUGAGGAGUUUCUUCCAAAGAACCACCGCGAUCGAUCAGUUUGACAGGUUUGAUUGAGUGAAUUUGAUCGUCAUUUUUUUGUACGGACGGGACUGAGAGUGGAAGUGCGGAUCUCUACCCUGAACCCACAAAUGGCGAGCGUACAGCUCAACCACGACUCUUCAUGGGACUCCCUCGGCUCCCUCCCCGCCGAGAAACAAGACUGUCUGGCGCUAAGAUACGCCGAGAGAAAGGCAGACGACGCCGGAGUUGUGCUGGUGAACGGGGAUCGGGCGGAAGAAGGAGCGGGCAGUGAGACGGUGACUUCAGGCGGCAGCUCUAGUGUCACUCCCAGCGGCGAGGACAGCCUGCAACACAACAGCAGCACUGAUCCAAUGGCCACGCAGCAUUUCGGCGCACACAACGGUCCGGAGGGCGUGGUGGACGCCAGCGGCGUACACGACUGCAGCCAACAGACCGACCUUCCCGUCGGCGAGCACACCGGGAUGGUCCACGCACACGGGGAGCCACAAGUGGCGGUCGGUACAGAAACUCACGAGCAAAACACAGGUCCACAGAGCUUUAGCCAACAAACACAAACCACCGAGGCUGAAGUACAAACGGGAGACGGCACUGACGUCACGCAACAACAGACGGCUGCGACGGCCGAGGCACUGGCCUCCGCCAUCACCAAGAGGUUACACGUAUCAAAUAUACCCUUCCGCUUCAGGGACCCAGACUUGCGACAGAUGUUUGGGAAAUAUGGUCAAAUUUUAGACGUUGAAAUCAUUUUCAAUGAAAGGGGAUCCAAGGGGUUCGGUUUUGUUACUUUCGCAAAUAGUGCGGACGCCGAUAGGGCAAGAGAGCAAUUGAACGGCACAAUCGUAGAAGGACGAAAAAUCGAGGUGAAUAAUGCAACAGCUCGUGUGAUGACCAAUAAGACUAGGGGUGCGUAUGCAAACGGUGCGUUCCGAGGUGGACGUGAUUUUAUAAGGGGUCGCGGCCGUGGAGCCUUCAGUGGUUUCCGUGGCCCCCCUCCCCCACCCAUCCCUGCCUAUGCUGGGGGUUAUGGGUACGUACCUGAAGCCACCAUUCUGGACUCUACUGUCAUCUCCAAUAGGGCUGCCCUGUACCAAGAUGGUUUCUAUGGUGAUAGAUACCAGUUCUACCUGCCUGACCAGGCAGCCAGCUAUGCAUACGCCGGCAGCAGAUAUGCCCAACCAACAGCAUACGGCAUGGGUUUCAUCGCUGACUGGAACGUUGGUGAUCUUUGCAGGUAUGGCCGUGAGUACACCGACCCCUACCAUCACACCAUCGGACCCGCAGGAUAUGGGGUAAGGGUUGCUGCGAGCGUGUACCGUGGAGGUUACAGCCGUUUUGCACCGUACUAAACGGUUGAACCACCACCAGGACAUCGCAGUCAUAGGUACCUCUAGAUACUCCCAUGAUGCUCUACGUGCAAGGGCGCUGUAGCCGCCCCCCCUAUUUAUGGCAAUUGUACAUGGGAUAAAAACUCUUGUCAUGUAAUAUUGUUAUAACAUAUAUAAAAGAUACUGUUAUUACAUUAUCGAUAAUGAAGACAGCGAACAAUCAAUGACUACAAAUUCAUGAUGAUAUAAUCAAGUAGCGACCAUCGAUAAAUGUACCUAUAUCUUAGAUAGGCCGUAGAUAGUUUAGUAUCAUAUUGAUAAGUAGUUUGGGGUUUUGUCGGAUGAUUACCUUUCGAGAGGGAAGGUAGAUAUAUAUGACAGGUCUACAAUGGUUGAUAAUUAUAAUCAGGGUAUAGAUGGUAGUGGACGACGAUUCUGUACAGAUUUAGUAGUCGGUAGAACCUGUUGAAGGAGACUCUACAUGUAUGCGUAGAGGGUCUACAUGUACGCAUAGAUGGGAUUUUACAAUGUACAAAGGGCAGAAUGCAAUGUGCAAGACCCGCCACUGUACAGCAGUCACUCCUGCAGUAUAUAUACAACUCUACAAGGACGUUUAUAUAGCUAAGAAACUAGGAAAAAAUUUUUAAAACUCUUAGAUAAACAAAAAUGUUUCCUGAUAUAUAUUAGAACUUUUGUAAACCACUCUUGUCAUCUCUACGCAUUUCUGCCUCUGAUUUCUUAUCUCUGACUUGUGGGAAUUUUCUUUUAUGUAGAAAUCUAUUUCUGUAAAUAAAUCUUUGACCUUUUUUUGAGCAUUUUCA
Molecule: messenger RNA, 2302 nt
Organism: Branchiostoma floridae (Florida lancelet)
Lineage: Eukaryota; Metazoa; Chordata; Leptocardii; Amphioxiformes; Branchiostomatidae
Product: RNA binding protein fox-1 homolog 3-like
Exons: 11
Coding region: 264-1502 (412 amino acids)
Biological process (GO): regulation of alternative mRNA splicing, via spliceosome; nervous system development
Cellular component (GO): nucleus; cytoplasm
Molecular function (GO): mRNA binding
Source: RefSeq, a predicted model, not a curated record